UCAGUUUUGAGAAUAAUUGUGUUGUAGAAGCUGGCAGUUGUAAUAGGUAGUAGUAUAGUAAUAUUAAUUUGUAUUAUGUUCGUUAUGGUUAGAAAUACUGGUGGAGACAAGGUAUAUAAAACGCGUAUCUUGAUUUGCCUAAUGUAGCAUUUAUACCAUAGCAUUUGCUGCAUUGUUUGGGCUUGAGUUGGGAGGGCGAGGGUCCAUCCCACACUUCAACAAGAAACUCCUACUUUAACCAUACACCAAUGGCGGACUACCAAGUUCAGAAAAAUGAAGGGAAAACCAACUUGAUUAUUAACUACCUACCCCAGAAUAUGACUGAGAAGGAAUUGUACAGCAUGUUUGUUACCAUUGGUCCUGUCGAGAGCUGCAGAGUUAUGAAGGACUUUAAGACAGGGUACAGCUAUGGGUUUGGCUUUGUGAAUUACUCUAAGGCAGAGGAUGCGUCACGAGCCAUUGGCACAUUAAAUGGAUUGCAGGUUCAGAAUAAGCGACUGAAGGUAUCAUUUGCUCGCCCAAGUGGUGAGGAGAUCAAGGAAACAAACCUAUAUGUCACCAACCUGCCACGCAACAUUACAGAACAGUAUCUGGAUAUGCUCUUUGGCAAGUAUGGACAGAUUGUACAGAAGAAUCUCCUGAAGGACAAGCUAACAGGCAUGCCCCGGGGUGUAGCAUUUGUUAGGUUUGACCGUCGUGAUGAAGCACAAGAAGCUAUCAAUAGUCUAAAUGGUAUUGUCCCAGAGAAUGGGACCGAGCCACUAGUAGUGAAGAUUGCAGAGGAGCAUGGCAAGCAAAAGGCUGCCUAUUAUGCAGGUUGGCAAGCAGGAUACAACCAGAGUAGAGCCUCUUUGGUUCUUUAUGCCAUAGAAGAAAUCAUAAGGCAUAACAUCAUCCUUUUACAGAGUCAUCGGCUACUGAUGAUUGUAAUUAAACAAAUCAGGUGCAGCUAUUUAAGAUCAGGUAUUUGGUACUGCACCUCUGCUGGUUACUAUGAGAGACAUGAAGCAGGAAUCUGUCUUCCUGCAGUGACUGUGCUAAUAGCAGCAUUAUUAAUGAACUCGUUAGUUUUGCGUGUUGUUUGCUUCUGAGCUCUUCUUCUGGUCUUCACUUUUAUGAACACUGUCAUGAUGCAGGACUGUUCCUUGUGCAGUAGCAUAUAGACAUCUCAGCAUACCUGAACCUGACUUUUUAAUGAAGGAACUGAUGCUGCAUUUGUAUUUCUUUCUCCCCUGUGCAAAAAGGAGGCGAGGGUUUGUAUACCAAGAAAAGAACAUAUCAGUAUUAAUCAGUGGCACCAUUAUUUAAAAAACAAACAAAAAUUAAUUUAUUUAUGUAUUUAUUUAUUUAUUUACUUACUUGACAUUGAUAAUUGAAUAUUCUUGCAGCUUGUCAAUGCUCUACUAAUUGGCUUCAGCAUCAAAGCAUGAGGAUAUAUAGCUUUCAGUAGGGCUGCCUGCAUAGUUCUGUCAAUGUGGUAGGUGCCCUCAUGUAUCUCAUUGGUGUAACUCCUUCUGUCAUCAUGUAGGCAGAGUUGUGGUAUUCACUUGUAAUUGGUGCCCACUUGGAGCUUGAGCCGAGUGUCAACUUUUUGUUUGUUUUUUAAAUUGUCCUGGACAAUGUACAGAAGAUUUAUUUCAUGUACUAUUACUUAAUGGUAAACAAUGCUGUAAUCAAUUUUAAUCAGAUGUGGACAGUUGCAAUUUUUGUUUAUAUUUCAGUAAAGACGAAACUGAAAGAAAUGUUAAUAUGUUUAAAUCGAACGAGUCAUUCAAUGUACAAAGGAAAUUAUUCCAUCAUUGUUUCAUUUGAAUAAUAAUAUAUUAAUAUUAUAUAUAAGUAUUAUAAUAAAGUUUGUGUCCCUUACAGAAGCAGAGUUCUGCUUCCUUUUACAGUAUAGGUGCAACUAAAACAGUAGUUUGUACAUAGACCCAUGAUGUACUUUUCAGGUUGAUAUAUUGUUGCAGUGCAAACAGUUUGUACAUGUAUAAUACCUGAAGGAUACAUGCAUACCUAGCCUAUACUUACUGUAUGUAAAUUGUUGUACAUUCUGGUGUUUCAGAUUCUUUCUGUAUUAAAAUAUUAUGUGUGUGAGAGAGACAGAAGAUAAAGUAUUACAUUACUGCG
Cryptotermes secundus is the source of this 2127-nucleotide messenger RNA. RefSeq names its product sex-lethal homolog. Gene Ontology annotation, molecular function: poly(A) binding; poly(U) RNA binding; mRNA 3'-UTR binding. Lineage: Eukaryota; Metazoa; Arthropoda; Insecta; Blattodea; Kalotermitidae. Gene Ontology annotation, cellular component: nucleus; ribonucleoprotein complex; cytosol. The record is from RefSeq and is a predicted model, not a curated record. The coding region runs from base 249 to 1091 and encodes 280 amino acids. The transcript has 6 exons.